AUCGUCGUGUAACGCAGUGACGAGCGAUCGUUCGACGGAUCAAAUUUGAUAUUAUAUUAUAUCGCACGCGCGCGUGUCACGAGUUUCGGCCGGAUAGAAAAUUUUUAAAUUCAUAUGCGUAUAUAUGUACGUUCUCCGACGCGAUAUCGAUCGCGGUGAAUUUUUUCGCUCUUCCCUUUCUCUGUCCCUGGACAACGAUGAACGCGAUCGUUGGUUUAUUGGUGCCGUUCGUUUUGAUUUUGGCCGGCGGUAAACGAUGCGCCGGCGACACGACCAUCACUCUGGGGAUUUUGUACAACGAGGAGAACUCGAUGUUGGAGACGGCCUUUAAGUCUUCUGUGGACGUUGCUAAGGCCAAAAUGAUUGCCAGUGGUGUUGAGUUGGACGUCAUCAGCAAAAUAGUGCCUCUUUACGAUUCGUUCGAGACCCAGCACCAUGUAUGUGAAAUGCUCACCGAGGGCGUGACUGGCAUGUUCGGCCCAUCCGCCGGAGACACGGCUCCCAUCGUGCAAUCAAUUUGCGACUACAAGGAAAUCCCUCACAUACAGACACGAUGGGACAUCAACCAAAAACGAGGGUCUUGUCAAAUUAAUCUGUACCCUCACCCGAGCACUUUGUCUGAAGCACUAAUCGAUAUCAUCAUUGCCGUCGACUGGAAGAGCUUCACCAUCAUCUACGAAAACAACGACAGUCUAAUGCAAAUCACAAACAUCCUGAAGUCACCACCGACGAAUCAUCCUAUUCGCAUCAGACAGCUCAGUCCAGGACCUAAUUAUCGAAAAGAACUUCGUGAGAUUAAAGAUUCCGGAGAAACAAAAAUACUACUAGACUGUUCGUUCGGCAUACUGUCGGAAGUAUUGUUACAAGCGCAGCAAGUGGGCCUCAUGGGAUCUGAACACAAUUUUAUAAUCGCGUCUCUGGACAUGCACACCUUGGACUUGGAUGCGUUCAAGUACAGCGGCACCAACAUCACUGGCAUGAGGUUGGUGAGGCCACUCGACAGCGAAUUCCAAAACACCGUGUCGCAGUGGACCGACAAUUUAAGCCCCCUCGAACAAGAUGACAAAACGGUGUUGCCCGAGACUAUCCAGUUGGAGUCCGCUCUGAUCUACGAUGCCGUGCAAUUGUUCACGACGUCCAUUUACAAUCUGAGAAAAGAGUUCGAAAUCAACAAGACACCGACUCCGUGCAAUUCCAGCCUUUCGUGGAAGCACGGAUUAACUUUGAUCAACUAUAUGAAAAUGGCCAAAGACUUCAAAGGGCUCACCGGCAAGAUAAAGUUCGACCAAGAAGGUUUCCGGACGGACAUCGAAUUGGAACUGGUGGACUUGACGCAGAACGGUUUGCGUGUGACGGGCACGUGGAGCACAAAAACCGGAAUUAACGUUUCGGCGACACCCCAAUCGCAAUCGGUGCCGGGUGGGAAAGAAUUCGAUUUGAGGAACAUGUCGUUUGUCGUCAUUACGGCGUUGACAAAACCGUAUGGUAUGGUCAAACUUUCCAGCAAUACCCUGGAAGGCAACGACCGUUACGAGGGUUUCGGGAUAGAUUUGAUCAAAGAGCUUAGUGAAAUGAGCGGUUUCAAUUAUACGUUCAUAAUACAAGAAGAUUUCAACAGCGGAUAUCCUGACGAAAAAACUAAAAAGUGGAAUGGAAUGAUCGGGGAAGUUAUAAAUGGACAAGCUGAUCUCGCCAUUGCCGAUAUCACCAUCACUAGACAACGAGAACACGACGUGGAUUUCACCAGCCCAUUUAUGAACUUGGGCAUCAGCAUAUUGUACAAAAAGUCAACAAAGAGUUCACCGAGUCUGUUUUCAUUUUUGGCGCCGUUCAGUUCCUUCGUCUGGCUCUGGGUGAUAACGGCCUACUGCGGCGUGUCUGUUCUGCUAUUCAUCAUGGCCAGGAUCAGCCCGUACGAGUGGACCAACCCUUACCCGUGCAUUGAAGAGCCUGAGUAUUUGGAAAACCAGUUCAGCCUGUCAAAUGCGUUUUGGUUUACGAUUGGAUCGCUGAUGCAACAAGGUUCCGACAUCGCUCCGAUCGCUGUGUCCACUAGACUGGUCGCAGGAAUUUGGUGGUUCUUUACGCUCAUCAUGGUUUCGUCUUACACUGCCAAUUUGGCUGCGUUUUUGACCGUCGAGAGUGUGUCAGAACCGUUCAAAAACGUAGAGGAUUUAGUGAACAAUCAAAACAUUAUCACGUUCGGUUUAAAGAAGAGAGGAUCUACUGAGGAAUAUUUCAGGGAAUCAACAAACCCUACUUAUAAAAAAAUAUAUGAUAUUUUACAAAAAAACCAGCCAUGGUACACUUCGAGUAAUGACGAAGGCGUUGACAAAGUACUCAGGGAAAAUUAUGCGUUUUUUAUGGAGUCUACGUCAAUCGAGUACAUGGUCGAGCGGAACUGCAAGUUGGCUCAAAUUGGUGGACUGUUGGACAACAAAGGCUACGGGAUUGUGAUGAAAAAAAACUCGAGUUUUCGAAACGUUCUGAGCGCAAACAUAUUGAGCCUGCAGGAGAAGGGAAAACUGACGGCGUUGAAGAACAAAUGGUGGAAAGAGAAACGCGGGGGCGGAGCAUGUCAGGACACCGACAAUAACGAGGCCAGCGAGUUGAGUAUGAAAAACGUGGGCGGCGUUUUCAUUGUGUUGUGCAGUGGCGUCGUCGUUGCCGCCAUACUUGCGGCGAUGGAAAUGUUCUGGACGCUGUGGAAAACGACCAGCAAAGAAAAGGUGUCGUUCAAGAGCGAGUUCAAAGACGAACUCAAGUUCAUCGCCAAGUGUCGCGGGUCCACGAAACCGGCUCGGAGGAAGCAGAACAGCAGCGCGGACAACUCGAACCCGACCGGAUCCAAUCAGUACAUGAACUCGGACCGACACUACGACUACGAGUCGUGAUGGCGCUCAAUCGCCGGAAUACCAGCUGUCGGGAAAUUAUUUCCAUAUCACCUUAUCAAACAAACGUCCGCGUACAGGUUUUUUUUAGUCCGUAAAUAAUAUACAACAAUAUUAUAUUAUAUUAUAUAAUACGAUAAUUAUUAUAUUAUUUAUUAAUAGUAUUCAUCAGUAUCUAUUAUUAUUAUUAUUAUUAUUAUUAUAAUAAAAUAUACACAUAUUAUAUACUUAUGUAUUGGCUCUUAAAAUGUAAUGAAGACAAUAUUAUUCGAGCGUAUAAAAAAUAAUAAUUAAAAUAAAAAUAAUUAUUAAAUAAUAAUAAUAAUAAAAAAAAUUAUCACAGUCA
Messenger RNA from Metopolophium dirhodum (rose-grain aphid), 3237 nucleotides. RefSeq names its product glutamate receptor ionotropic, kainate 2-like. The coding region runs from base 198 to 2894 and encodes 898 amino acids. Lineage: Eukaryota; Metazoa; Arthropoda; Insecta; Hemiptera; Aphididae. The record is from RefSeq and is a predicted model, not a curated record. Gene Ontology annotation, cellular component: postsynaptic membrane; plasma membrane. The transcript has 17 exons. Gene Ontology annotation, biological process: modulation of chemical synaptic transmission; monoatomic ion transport; synaptic transmission, glutamatergic. Gene Ontology annotation, molecular function: transmitter-gated monoatomic ion channel activity involved in regulation of postsynaptic membrane potential; glutamate-gated receptor activity.